Messenger RNA from Cylindrotheca closterium, 825 nucleotides. The record is from the annotation of a GenBank genome assembly. Lineage: Eukaryota; Bacillariophyta; Bacillariophyceae; Bacillariales; Bacillariaceae.
AUGAAGAUUACUGCCGCAGUAUUAUGCGCACUCGCCACUGGCGCCAGCGCCUUUUCACCGCAAAAGGGAUUCGUCUCAAGAAAGUCUGGAUUGAUUGUCCCACCAUCGGCUCAAGACGAACAGUCAUCAUCAUCAUCACCUUUGUUUGCUCCCAAUAUGGUUGCUGGAGGAGCUGAGCGUUCUUAUGGACAAGAAUAUUAUGAGGGAGCCCCAAUUGGUCCCCCUCCGGAUCUUCCAUCCUUGUUGUUGCACAAUAGAAUUGUUUACAUUGGUAUGCCAUUGGUCCCUGCCGUCACCGAGUUGGUCAUUGCAGAACUGCUAUACCUGAACUACGAAUCCACCACUGAUCCCAUCACCAUGUACAUCAACUCUUCCGGAACCACCACUGCCAAUGGACAACCUGUCGGUUUUGAAACUGAAGCCUUUGCCAUUGCUGAUGUCAUGAAGUACGUCCGACCACCGGUCCACACAGUCGCCUUGGGACAAGCCUUUGGAGCUGCUGCCAUGCUGUUGUCGCAGGGAAAGAGAGGCUACCGAUUUGCCCUGCCCAAUGCCACCAUCUUGCUGAACCAGCCAAAGUCGCAAGCUCGUGGUCAAGCUUCUGAUAUUGCCAUCAAGGCCAAGGAAGUUGCACACAACAGGAGACAUACCUGUGAAUUGAUUGCCACUGCCAGUGGAAAGCCUGUCGAGACUGUCAUGGCCGAUUGUUCUCGUGUCAAGUACUUGCAACCCCAUGAGGCUGUUGCAUACGGUUUGAUCGACGAGGUCAUUGAUAAUGGAACCAAGAACCUUCCAGUCGAACCUGCUUUCAUGUCACAACUUUAA